CGCGGCAGGCCGAGCCCGCCAAAUGCGACUACCUGCGGGAGGAGGUCGGCGGCAGGAUAGCGGACAGGGUGUUUGACAUCCCCAGGAAACAGUUGAAAAACUUAUUCAAGUUGAUAUUGCAGAGAAUGCUUUAAAAAACGCUGUAGAAUCUGAAAUCCCUACAGUCAGUGUUGUAGCUGAUGAGGAAUUUCUGCCUUUCAAAGAAGAUACGUUUGAUCUUGUUGUUAGCAGCUUGAGUUUACACUGGGUGAAUGACCUUCCUAGAGCUUUUAAAGAGAUUCACCAAGUUCUCAAGCCAGAUGGAGUAUUCAUUGGUGCAAUGUUUGGGGGAGACACUCUGUAUGAGCUUCGCUGCUCUUUGCAGCUAGCAGAGUUGGAGAGAGAAGGGGGAUUUUCUCCUCACGUAUCACCAUUCACUGCUGUCUCUGAUUUGGGACAUCUGCUGUCAAGAGCUGGCUUUAACACCCUGACUGUGGAUACUGAUGAAAUUCAAGUCAACUACCCAGGGUUGUUUGAGGUUAUGGAAGACUUGCAAGGUAUGGGGGAGAGUAAUUGCUCUUGGAAUAGAAAAUCUCUGCUACACAGAGAGACAAUGUUGGCAGCUGCUGCAGUGUAUCGAGAAAUGUAUGGAAAUAGUGAUGGCUCAGUACCUGCCACAUUUCAGAUCUACUACAUGAUUGGCUGGAAAUUCCACGAGUCACAGGCAAGACCGGCCCAGAGGGGUUCUGCAACAGUUUCGUUGAGAGAUCUGGCAAAAAUAGAUGGACUUAUUUCACGAGGGAAAAAAUAGCUCUUCAUCAGAAAUAAUAGUGGUCUUGAAGCUUCUGUAAAAAUACUUAUUGCAGGUAGUCUUCACCUGUGCUUACUUUGUGAGGACAUUCUGAAAUUAUAAUAAUCUGCAUGUUUGUUUGUUUGCUUGGUUUUUUACUACCCGUGCUACAACAUCAUCUGUGUAAAAUGGUGUUCAUUUUUCAUUUCUAGAGAAGUAUUUGAGCCGUAUUCGAAGUGAAUACAUGCUCUCCCAACUUUUGAUUAAAUUACUCAGAUGUAAUGCCUCUUCCAGCAUUUCAGUAUCACAGACUGCUCCAGGUAUGAUUUGCAAGUUUGAGUGUAUAUCACCCUGCAUUAUUUUUUAAUUUUUCGUAAAGGAUGGUGGAUCAUAAUAAAGAGUUGUACUUG
Messenger RNA from Tyto alba (common barn owl), 1179 nucleotides. It is a transcript of the gene NDUFAF5, whose product is annotated as NADH:ubiquinone oxidoreductase complex assembly factor 5. The record is from RefSeq and is a predicted model, not a curated record. Gene Ontology annotation, biological process: mitochondrial respiratory chain complex I assembly. Bases 320 to 790 code for a protein of 156 amino acids. NCBI's taxonomy places the organism in Eukaryota, Metazoa, Chordata, Aves, Strigiformes, Tytonidae. The transcript is spliced from 10 exons. Gene Ontology annotation, cellular component: mitochondrion.